UAGAGGAAGAAGAAGAAGUGUCUGCUUUUGAUUUGGCUAAUUUUUCUAAAUCUCUUACUGGAGGAGAGAAUUUUGACGAAGAAAACAUUAAUGAGUGGAUAAAUUGUGAUGCCAAUGAUCCAGGAUUUGAGCGUCUUAGUGAUGAACAAAUAGUAAGUGGAGCAUUAGAUACAGUUUCGGAAAGUGAAGGUGAAGAAGAAGAAAACGAUGAAAUAAAUGAUGUAAAGCAAGUGAGCCAUGAAGAAGCUCUAAAACAUAUAGACGGGAUCAUUAAAUAUCUAGAAGAACAAGACGAUACAACUCUGUGUGACAAAAUGUUAUUAAAAAAACUUCAAUCACAAGUUAAAAAGAAGAGUUUUCAAACAAAGAAACAAAAACUUUUGACUGAUUUUUUUAAUUAAUUAUUUAUUCAUUUAACAUUUAUUUAAAUAUUAAAUAUUAUUUAUUUUAAUAAUUUAUAUUUAUUAUUAUAAAUAUAUUGUGAAUAAAUUUAAAUAAAUUCAAUUUCAACUUAGUUUUUAUUGUAAAAUUUAAUUUUGCGGAUUAUCCGCGGAAUUCGUUUAUCCGUGGAUGUCCUGCCACCCUAUUCCACGGAUAAUCGGGAGUUUACUGUAUAUAGUUAUCAUAAUUGUAUACUUGUGACUUUUUUUAUAACAUUUUUAAAUUAGGGGCCCCUAAAUUGUUUUCGCACCGGGGCCUUUAGAGUUUAAGAUUCGGCACUGAGUAUCUUUACUAUAACUUGUAUUUCAAGUUCAAUUACUACCCAAUACUGUUUAAUAUAUACUAGAGGGGGACAAAUACUUAUCAUACAUAUUUAAAAUAUAACCUUGAAAUCAUACUAAGUAAAAUCUUGGCAGCAGUGUUAGCAAAAUGAUCAAAAGUAUUGGUUAUUGUCUUUUUUCAAUAAUUCAUUUUACAAUUUAACUAGAAAAAUUAUAAAUAAUCUUUUGGAUUAAACUUUGGCCAAAGUUAAUACAACAAGUUUAUAAGGAAAAAUAAGUACGAAGUGUUAUUGCUAAACAUCUUUUAAUAAGCACAUGUUUCCUAAAUCUUAAAAUAUUUUGUUUGAAUGAAACACUUAAAAUUCCAACAUUGUGCAGAACUCUUACAAAACAAAAAAAGGCAAAAGCAAAAAUGAACAAAAGUUUUGAAGUGCUUUUAUUGUCGUAUAUGAAGUGUUCUGAAACUUACUGUGAUAAAUUUAUUGAUAAGAAAGUUCAAUCGUCAUAAUUUUAUAUAUUUAUAUAUUAUUUUUGUAAACGAAAACUUGAAUUGAAAUUAUUUGUUAUACUGCUAUUUUCACAUUAAGUUCAGUUUAUUUAUUUUGCCGAAAUGUUCGAUUAUUUUUAUGUGUAUAUGAUUGGAUUUUUAGACAUUGCAAGUCUAGGAUUAAUAAUGCCUGCGUUGGGUCGUCGUCUUAGAGAAUUCGGCGCUUCUCACUUCCAAGUAUCUUCUUUAGAGUCAUUAUUUUCAGGUCUACAAAUGAUCACAAGUCCAAUAGCUGGAACGUUAAGUGACCGAUAUGGGCGAAAACAAAUGCUAACAUUAUCUAUGAUAAUAAGUGCCAUGGGAUUUUUCGCUAUUGGUCAUUGUUACACUUAUAUUUCAGUUGCAAUUAUACGGCUAAUAUUUGGUUUUUUAAAACAUACACUUAUGUUGGGCAGAUCACUAUUAGGAGAUCAUAUUCCAAAAGAGCAUUUGAUUAAUGCUCAUGGAAAAAUGAACAGUUUUGUAUCAUUAGCUUUCAUGAUUGCUCCAGUUAUUGGUGGUCGUUUGUCAGAACAACCGAAUGGUUUUUUCAGUAUAGCCUGUUUAACCAGUUUACUUUGUGUUUUUAAUGUUGCAAUUAUUGUUUUAUUUGUACCUAAUAAAAAAAUAAAAACCAAUAGUAUACAAAAAGGUAUGUUGAAUAACUUUAAAGAAUUAAAUUGGUCUCUCUACUGGCCGUUAUUAAUUAUGCGAUUUAUGUAUAUGGCUACAAUAUCUACAAUUAUGACAACUUUAGGUCUAGUAUUAACUGAAACCUAUAAGCUUAGCCCUUCUCAAGUUGGUUAUGUUAUAUCAUUUAAUAGUUCUAUAGGUGUAGUCACUGGAUUUUUUGUAUCUAAACUAGCCACUAUUUUUAAGUCAUAUAGUACAUUUAAUAAAUGUUUUUACAGCUUCUUAUUGUUAUCUUUUGGACAUUUUUGUUUUUCAUUUCAACCAAAUUUAAUGUAUUAUUUAUUGUUUACAAUCCCCGUGAGCGUUGGAGGCACAUUAAUCGAAGUUUUUUUAAAUCAGUUAUUAUCUGAACAUUGUAAUGAUAAUAAUAGGGGUUCACUGGAAGGUGCUAUGUAUAGUUUUUCCGCAAUUGCACGUUUCAUUACUCCCAUGACAGUAGGUGUAUCUAUGGAUAAAUUUGGUGCACGAGGUGCAUAUCUAUUUGCAUCCACGGCUGCUUUAUGUGGUGCUAUUUUAGCAAAGUUUUAUGAUAAUAAAAAAGUCAUUAAAAAAAUUCAUAAUUCAUAGAAUUAUUCAAAAUUACAUUAUGUAUUUUGUAUUAAAUAAGUUUUAAUUAAAAAAUAAAUUAAUUGUUCUAUUAAAUGA
This is a messenger RNA of Daktulosphaira vitifoliae (grape phylloxera), 2586 nucleotides long. RefSeq names its product major facilitator superfamily domain-containing protein 9-like. The transcript is spliced from 5 exons. The record is from RefSeq and is a predicted model, not a curated record. Gene Ontology annotation, biological process: transmembrane transport. Gene Ontology annotation, cellular component: membrane. Lineage: Eukaryota; Metazoa; Arthropoda; Insecta; Hemiptera; Phylloxeridae. Gene Ontology annotation, molecular function: transmembrane transporter activity. The coding region runs from base 1333 to 2508 and encodes 391 amino acids.